CAGCAAGCACAAAGAAGAAUCUAUUAAGGUUGAUAAUGAUAGUAAUAAUGACAAUGUGUCUACUGAUUCCAAUGAGAAUGCAUCUGUAGCGAGCGGUAAUAACGGUGUAACGGACUGGGGUAGCUUGUUUCAGGCUUUGUCCUUACCCAAGGCGCAGAUUACAAUGUUUGAAGGGAAUCCUUUGAAGUACCAUUCUUUCAUCAUGUCAUUUCAGAGCAUGGUUGCGAAUAUCCCGAAUGACAGUAUUAAGUUAAAUAACCUAAUAUCUUCAUGUAAGGGUAAUGCACGGGAUGCCAUUGAGUUCUGUGUCAUGAAGCCUCCUGAGGAAGGAUACGCAGCUGCUCUGGGUGCACUGAGAUCAAGAUUUGGUAGUAAUGUGGUUGUUAGCCAGGCCUGGAUCAGCAAGGUCAUAGAUAGGGAAAGUGUAAGCGUAACUAAUUUGAGCGGAUACGCUGCCGACUUGGAGAACUGUCUGCAGUCACUGGAAGCUUUAGGCUAUUUGAAUGAGCUCGAUAACCAGGCCAGUCUGAGGCAGAUUGUGUCUAAGUUGCCUAAGUUUCUUCAAAAUAGAUGGAGAACAGAAAAUCAAAGGAUUAAAGAAAGAGGUCGCGAGUCUUCGGCAAAUCUGGCAGCCGCAGCUUCAGUGCAUGUUGCGAGAGAAGAUUCCGGGCGAGUUGCCAGACUGGCUGAUUUAGUUAGAUUCAUCAAGCGGGCUGCUGAUGAGGUUGAAGAUCCAGUCUUUGGAGAUGUCGGUGUCAGUAAGGCCUCUGAGAGAGCGAGGUUAAGUAAACCGUCUGAGAGAAUGAGACCGAGUAGGCAAUAUGAUAAGAUGCUUGUAAACCAGGCUGCGUUCACACAAGGCGUAUCCAAGCCUCCAAGAUGUUGGGUUUGCAAGAACAAUCAGCACUGGACGGACCAGUGCACUCUGUUCGAGAAUGCCUCGCCGCCUGAAAGGAGGAAGAUGUGCUAUGACAACUAUGCCUGUUACUCUUGUCUAAAGGUAGCUGGGCGAGGGCACAGGGAGUCCACCUGCUCUAAGAGGAAGGCUUGUGGUGAAACAACAGCUAACGGGGCAUGUAAGGAAUUCCACCACAAGCUCCUGCACGUGAGGAAGGAGGUUGGACAAAUAGGGAAUCUCAACAUGUCGAAGAAUAAGGACCCUAUGUUGAGCAUCUUGGAUGUUGAGGUGUUAACGAAAGGUAGAAAGGAAGUGUCCAGCGUCUUACUUGAUAAAGGUUCCCAGGGAACUCUGAUCAGUAAAGAUUUUGCAAGAAAGCUGAACUUGAAGGGCAAAGCGGUAGCUGCAAUUAUAACGAAGGUUGGUGGAAUUGAAGAAGAGUUUCAAUCAACACUCUAUGAGCUAACGCUGCGAGGUGAAGACAGCAUGACUCACCGCAUUUCAGCUUUGGAAAUAGGACACAUCAACGAUGUAAGAGAGGUCGACGUAAAGCAAAUGGAGCGACUAUUCAAGAUGAAGCCUGGCACACUGAAAAGAAGAGGUGGACCAAUAGAUAUUCUGAUUGGUGUGAACUAUGCACAUUUGCUUGCAGGUGAAGAAUCUGAGUUGAACGGUAUUGUCGCCCAGAGAACUCCUCUAGGAUGGACAGUGUAUGGAGGGGAAGAGACCACGACAGCUAAUCAGGUUAUGCAUAUGCAGAUCAAGAAGCCAGUCGACCUGGAUGACUUUUGGAACACUGAAGCACUAGGGGUGGACAUAGGACCUUGCGACUGCAAGUCCUUGGAAAGGGCCACUGAGAAGCUGGAGGGCAAAAUUAUCAGGGAGUCUUGUACCAAAGUCGGUAAUCAAUGGAUGGUUCCUUACCCUUGGGCUAAGGAUCCGUGUGAUCUGGAGGAUAACCGGUAUCAGGCUAAGAAGAUUCUAGUUGGACUAGAGAAGAGGCUGCUAAGAAACAAAGGGCAGGCAGAGGCUUAUGACAAGCAGAUGCAAGAAAUGGUAGAGAUGGGAUUUUCGCGCAAGUUGACGCCAGAAGAGGUCGAUAGUUAUCAAGGCCCUGUUCACUAUAUUCCUCACCAUUCAGUUGCGAAAAGGGAUAGCUCCAGUACGCCCUUGAGGAUUGUCUUUAAUGCAUCUAACAGAUACAAUGGCAAAUGCAUUAAUGAUUGCUGGAUGAAGGGACCGGAUUUGUUGUGCAGCUUAUUUGGUGUCAUCUUAAGGUUUAGGGAGAACCAGGUAGCAUUGGUUGGCGAUAUCUCUAAGAUGUAUCACAGGAUAUUGAUACCUACAAUCGAUCAGCAUGUGCAUGGAUAUUUGUGGAGAGAUCUAGAUGUCGAUAGAGAACCAGAUGUGUACGUCAAACAUGUGUUGUCGUUUUGGGAUAAGCAUGCUGGAACCAUGGCAAUCACUGCACUGAGGCUGACAGCGGAUGAAGGUCGAGAGGAAUACCCGCGAGCUGCGGAGGUGAUAGAAGCCAACACUUACAUGGACGACAUGUGUCCGUCUGUUAAGUCGGAAGCAGAAGCAACACUGGUGCAAGAGGUUGAUAGACUGCUAGCCUUAGGUGGGUUCGAGGUUAAAGCGUGGUCCUCGAAUAUAGAUCUUGAAGGUACGAAGUGUGAAGUAGUUGAUAAGCUUGAAGUUGCAAGACCGGAGUUGUUUGGUAAACAGAUGGUUGAAGUAGGACAUAGAUCGGAACAGAAGGUGUUAGGUGUUCGUUGGAACCCGAGUGAUGACACUUUCGUGUUUAACGUGGAGAUCGACAUCGAGAAGUUCACUAAGCGUAGGGUUCUGGGAGUAAUGGCCAAGGUAUUUGAUCCAGUUGGACUGGUUGGCCAGGUGAUCAUCAAUGGAAAGAUUAAGAUGCAAUAGCUGUGGUUAGCAGGAGUCGAUUGGGAUGAACCAUUAAGUGAAGAGGCUAAAGAAGAAUGGAAGAAAAUAUUUGUGGAAUUCAAGAGGCUAGAGCAGUUCAAGUUUCUCAGAUGUCUGACUCCACCGGCAGCGGGCAGUGAGGUUUGCUUGGUGGUGUUUUGCGAUGCAUCGGAAAAGGCAUUCGGUGCAUGUGCUUAUGUUAGGUGGUUGGUAGAAGAGGGCGUCUACGAAUGUCGAUUAGUGGCUUCUAAGUCUAGGGUUGCUCCUCUCAAGAGAUUAACCAUACCGAGGCUUGAGCUGCAGGCAGCUGUCAUUGCAGCAAGACUGGCAGAGACAAUUGUGCAAGAGUUUACCUUUGAAUUCAAGGGCUUGUAUUUCUUCUCUGACAGCAUGAUCGUGUUGAGGUGGCUCAAGAAACCUCCUGGUUGGUUCAAGUUGUUUGUGUCGGUCAGGGUGGCCGAGAUUCAAGGCAAAACUGGAGGAGCAAGUUGGAGGCAUGUUGCAGGCACUGACAACC
Molecule: messenger RNA, 3344 nt
Organism: Priapulus caudatus
Lineage: Eukaryota; Metazoa; Priapulida; Priapulimorpha; Priapulimorphida; Priapulidae
Exons: 2
Coding region: 164-2827 (887 amino acids)
Source: RefSeq, a predicted model, not a curated record